Harmonia axyridis is the source of this 1572-nucleotide messenger RNA. RefSeq lists its product as uncharacterized. Gene Ontology annotation, molecular function: catalytic activity. The record is from RefSeq and is a predicted model, not a curated record. The transcript is spliced from 2 exons. The coding region runs from base 1 to 1572 and encodes 523 amino acids. Lineage: Eukaryota; Metazoa; Arthropoda; Insecta; Coleoptera; Coccinellidae.
AUGUCCAAUCUAUCGAUAUUAUGUUUAACUGAACAUUGGAAAUCUAAAGAACAACUUAUUAGUUUACCAAUAAAAGAUUUCAAUCUCAUAGGAAGUUUCUGCAGAACAGAGGGUAGCCAUGGAGGGUCAGCAGUUUAUCUGCAUAAAUCAAUCAAAGGAAAAACAAGAAAAGAAAUUCAAAAAUUCUCGCAAUGUGGGGAUAUUGAAUGUGCAGCAGUGGAAUUUCAUGGAAAGAACACAAGUGUGAUAGUUCUCACAAUAUAUAGGCCACCUAAUGGGGAUAUGAAAACUUUCUUCUUCAAAUUGGAAAAUAUUCUGGACAAAAUUCAUCAAGAAAAUAAACUUAUCAUUAUUGCGGGUGAUUUUAAUAUAGAAAUGUUGCAAAUGAACAAAGAUAGAUCGGAAUUUAUGAACCUUAUGGAAUCAUUCAACCUCAAUCCAACUAUUAAUGAACCUACUAGAAUUACAAAUACAUCAAGCUCUUCAAUAGAUAACAUCUUUACAAACAUUUUAAAAUGGGAAAGUCUUGUCUUCGAUUUACAUUUAUCUGAUCACCAAGCACAAAAAUUAACCAUCCACCUGGACAGCAAUAAAAAUAAUGAUAUUUCUCAUCGAAGAUUUUUUGGACAAAAAGAGAAGGAAGAAUUUCUGAAAAAAUUAUUUAAUCAGGAUUGGAAUCCUGUGAAAGAGAUUGAUGAAAACAAUGUUAACCAGCAGUGGGAUACUUUUGUGUCUAUGUUUGGAAAUAUAUUCAAUGAAAAUUUCCCUAAAAAACCAUACGUUGGAAAAAAACAUAAAAACAUCUACAGAACACCCAAGAUAGAUGCUAUAAAAGCUAGACUGGAUAUUCUCUCCAUGUUGAAUAAGCAAGGCUAUUUAUUCACAGAGGAAUACAGGAAGACAAAAAAGGAAUAUGAUGAUGCAUUAGCUGAAGAAAGAAAAAGGAUUUAUGAAAAUAGAGUAAACAAGUCGGACAACAAAAGUAAAACUAUGUGGCAAAUAUGUAAGGAAAUCACAGGUUGUGUUAGAGAAGUAAAGGAUUGUCAAGUAGAAGGAACACCAGAGGAGGUUAGUGAUAAAUUUAAUGAGCAUUUCAACAACAUAGUCACCACCCUUAUGAAUAAUUUACCCAUAACAACUGCAGAUUUUUCACAUAUGGAAACCAUUAAUAAAUCCUUUUAUCUAAAACCUACAAUAUCUACAGAAAUUGAAAACCUAGGCAAGUCAAUAAAAAACAAAUUUAGCAGCGGAGAAGACGAAAUUCCCAUAAUUAUAAUUAAGUUAGCAUUACCAGCUGUCAGUGAAAUAUUGUCUGUCAUCGUCAACAACUCCUUCAAAUAUGGCAUCUUUCCCGAAUCACUGAAACUCGCAUCAAUAAAACCAUUAUUUAAGAAUGGAAAACCAGAAGAUAUAAACAACUACAGACCCAUAAGUUUAUUACCAGGAUUUUCAAGAAUUUUUGAAAUGUUGAUGUCAUUGAGGCUGAUGAAUUUUUUUGUUGAGAAUGAGAUAUUUACCGACUCCCAGCAUGGUUACCUUCGAGGACGCUCAACUCAAACAGCAAUUUUUUGA